UUAGGGCGGCUCGGCCCCGCCCCCCGGAUAGCCGCUGCCGAGCGCUAGGCGCGGCCCCGCGGGGCAGCGAGGGUGGGCUGCGGGCAGCAUGGCGACUGCGCCGCAAAAGGGCAAGGUUGUGAAGCGUGGCGAGUCCAAGCCCCGCUUCGUACUGGGUUCCAUCGUCAAGAUCUUCAUGAAGAACUUUCUAACAUACAAUGUCUGUGAAGUAUAUCCAGGACCCAACCUGAACCUGAUUGUGGGUGGUAAUGGCACAGGCAAGUCAAGCAUUGUUUGUGCUAUCUGCUUGGGACUGGCUGGAAAACCUUCUUUCCUAGGGCGAGCUGAUAAGGUAAUUAUGAGCUUUUCUGAUUUUCAUAGUUAAUCUGAAUUUCAUUCU
This is a messenger RNA of Taeniopygia guttata (zebra finch), 379 nucleotides long. The record is from RefSeq and is a predicted model, not a curated record. Lineage: Eukaryota; Metazoa; Chordata; Aves; Passeriformes; Estrildidae.